AUGACGAUCUCCAUUGAGCCUGCCACGCCUGCUGAUGUCCCUUUGAUUUUGCAAUUCAUUAAGGAUCUCGCUCUGUACGAAAAGGCACCCGAAGCUGUCACUGCCACUGAGGAACUCCUUCAACAAAACUUGUUUGGUGAGCGUCGCUAUGCCGAAGUGAUCAUUGCCUAUCAUCAAGCCUCUCCCGAUCAAGAACGCAAGGCUGCUGGUUUUGCCUUGUUUUUCCACAACUUUAGCACUUGGGUGGGUAAGCCUGGCAUGUACCUGGAAGAUCUCUUUGUCCGCCCUGAAUACCGUGGUCUCGGUAUUGGUAAGAAGCUAUUGGUCCAACUCGCUGUCAUUGCCAAGGAACGGGAUUGUGGUCGCUACGAAUGGGUGGUGCUUGACUGGAACGAGCCUUCUCGCAAGUUUUAUGAAGCCAUGGGUGCCAAGCCCCAAUCCGAAUGGCUCAUCCAUCGUGUCGAGGGAAAGAGCUUGGACGAUCUUGCCAACAUGUAG
Molecule: messenger RNA, 498 nt
Organism: Lichtheimia ornata
Lineage: Eukaryota; Fungi; Mucoromycota; Mucoromycetes; Mucorales; Lichtheimiaceae
Exons: 1
Coding region: 1-498 (165 amino acids)
Molecular function (GO): N-acetyltransferase activity
Source: RefSeq, a predicted model, not a curated record